AUGCGGCACCGUUUCGUGUAGUGUAGUGCUAAAAUAAAUAUUAAAACUAAAAUUGUUGUUCAAUUUGAUGUAAAAAUGGUUCGUAAACUGAAAUAUCAUGAACAAAAGCUUCUAAAGAAGGUUGAUUUUAUUUCUUGGGAAGUAGACAACAAUCUGCAUGAGUUAAAAAUAAUGAGAAAGUUUUUCGUUCAAAAACGUGAAGAUUAUACAAGGUACAAUAAGCUGUCAAGGAAAAUCAGAACUUUGGCACGACAAAUAAAAGAGCUUGAUAUGAAAGAUCCUUUUCGUAAGGAAGCUGGAGAUCGGUUAUUGCAAUUACUGUAUUGCAUGGGAUUAAUUUCUAGAAACGAAAAUUUUGAACUUUGUGAUAAAAUAACUGCAUCGUCCUUCUGCAGAAGAAGACUUCCCGUUUUAAUGGUAAGGAGUAGAAUGGCUCCUUCUUUGAAAAUUGCUACUAAAUUUGUUGAACAAGGCCAUGUUAGGGUUGGUCCACAUGUUGUGAUGGAUACUGCCUUUCUAGUGACAAGGAAUAUGGAAGAUUUUAUUACUUGGGUGGAUGGCUCAGCUAUUAAGAAACACGUGGCUAGAUACAAUGAAGAGUUGGAUGACUUUGAACUACUAUGAGAAGAACAUUUUUUUAUGUAAAUCUGUAAAUAAAACGUUUUGAUUCUUA
This is a messenger RNA of Uloborus diversus, 673 nucleotides long. RefSeq names its product U3 small nucleolar ribonucleoprotein protein IMP3-like. The coding region runs from base 76 to 624 and encodes 182 amino acids. NCBI's taxonomy places the organism in Eukaryota, Metazoa, Arthropoda, Arachnida, Araneae, Uloboridae. Gene Ontology annotation, biological process: rRNA processing. Gene Ontology annotation, molecular function: structural constituent of ribosome; snoRNA binding; rRNA binding. The record is from RefSeq and is a predicted model, not a curated record. Gene Ontology annotation, cellular component: small-subunit processome; small ribosomal subunit; Mpp10 complex. The transcript is spliced from 6 exons.